AUGGGGGAAAUCAUUUUGCCACGGCGCAUGUUCCUCUGGUGCAUGGCUGUCAUCUAUCUGAAUGCAUUUGUUUCGCUCUACGUGCAAAUACCAGGUCUCUAUGGCAACGAGGGUCUACUCCCCGCCCGUAGGCAGCUGCGCUACAGCGGUAAGCCUUUGGGUGAGCAGCUGCUGGCCUCGCCCACCCUGCUGUGGCUGGGCCCCCACCUGGGCUUGGACACGCAUACGGCCAUGGAGCUGCUUUGCCUGCUGGGGGCGGCACUCAGCCUGGCUGCCGUGCUAGUGGGGGCAUUGAGGGAUAGCAUGGUUUUCUUCUGUCUCUGGUUCAUGUACUUGUCCAUGUACCAGGUUGGGCAGGUGUUCCUCUACUUCCAAUGGGACAACCUGCUUCUGGAGACUGGCUUUCUCUGCAUCCUCGUGGCUCCAAUGACUCUCAUCCGGGGCUCUCGGGGAGUCCGCGAACACGAUCGCAUCACAUUUUGGCUUGUCCGAUGGUUGCUCUUCCGCCUCAUGUUUGCCUCUGGAGUUGUGAAGCUCACCUCACGCUGUCCGACUUGGUGGGGCUUAACUGCAAUGACAUACCACUACGAAACCCAGUGCAUCCCAACCCCUCUGGCCUGGUUUACCCACCAGUCGCCUGUUUGGUGGCAGAAGCUGAGCGUGGUGGGCGCCUUCACUAUUGAGAUUGCUGUGCCACCGCUUUUCUUCAGUCCUCUACGCAGGCUCCGACUCUUUGCUUUCUACUCGCAAGUGCUGCUGCAAGUGUUGAUCAUUUUGUCAGGCAAUUAUAACUUCUUUAACCUGCUGACCAUGGCUCUUUGUUUGUCUUUGCUGGACGACCGACACAUACGCUUCUGGCUGCGCUCGGCAGAACAAACUGAACACAAAGAGUCCAAGCUGUGGUCCUGGCUGUGUUACAUAUUGGAGCUGGUCAUCCUGUCCCUGCUAAUUUUUGGCACAAUCAUAUGUUUCAACCUGAACGUGGAUACGACGACAAGAGCUAUUUCUUCCAAGAUAGCAUUCACCUACCACCAUUUCAACCAGUUUCUAAAGGGUGUCACUUUCCCAUUGGUAUGGGUCGGGGUUCUCUCCCUUACCUGGGAAAUGCUUUCAGCCAUGUACAGGUGUGCAUGUGUCUCUGGUUUCCUGAGGAGAUUUUGGUCCACGCUUCAGUGGACAGUGUUUGCUGCUGCUGCAGCCACCAUGUUCACCAUCAGUCUGGUGCCAUUUACCUACAUAGAAUAUGACACCAAUGCCAAGCUCUGGCCCGGCGUGCGUCAAGCGUACAGUCUCGUGGAUCGUUACCAGCUGGUUAACUCAUACGGGUUGUUCCGAAGGAUGACAGGAGUGGGCGGCCGUCCUGAAGUUGUUAUAGAGGGGAGUAAUGAUGGCGUCACUUGGACGGAAAUUGACUUUAUGUACAAACCUGGCAACAUGAGUACUCCUCCCCCAGUGGUGACACCCCACCAGCCCCGCUUGGACUGGCAGAUGUGGUUUGCUGCUCUUGGAAGUCACACGCAGGCGCCGUGGUUCACAAGCCUUAUGUACCGACUGCUACAGGGCAAGAUGGACGUCAUCAGGCUGGUCCAGACGGACAUCACACGUUACCCAUUCCAUCAGCAGCCUCCGACGUACCUGCGAGCCCACCGCUACAAAUACUGGUUUACUCACCCCAAAGAGGACGGAUCCUAUCCACAACGCUGGUGGAGGAGGGUCUACAAUGAAGAAUUUUAUCCUCUAGUUCAUCUGGGCCACCCGUUCCUUGAGAGUAUGCUGGAACAACAUGGACUCAAGGACAAGUCAGCUCCACGCCGGCAGCCCAAUUCAGCCGUGGCCCAUGCAGUGAGGUGGGUGCGUGCCCAGGUCACGGGCGUCCCCGCUCCUGUGCUUAUCUGGACCCUGAUCGGGUGCAGCGCCACCUUGUGCUUGCUGCUGGCAUUGCCCAGAAGACAAAAACACUUAAUGGACAUUUCUGAUCAAAAAGACGCUCUGCCAGAUGCAAAAAGGACAGAUGAUGAGGAUAUUGAUAAACAUGAGAAAGAUGAGGAUCAUGAGGGUGAAGAAGAUGUAAAGGAGGGAGAAGUGGAGGAGGGUGAUAAGAAAGAUGAGGAGGAUGUCACCAAUGAUGUAGUAGAUGAGGAUGCGGAAGGUGCCGAAAAAAAAGGACAGUGA
Nerophis lumbriciformis (worm pipefish) is the source of this 2172-nucleotide messenger RNA. The record is from RefSeq and is a predicted model, not a curated record. Lineage: Eukaryota; Metazoa; Chordata; Actinopteri; Syngnathiformes; Syngnathidae.